UUCGGACGAGAAAAAUCGCAAACAGAUUGAAAACCCUACCGCCAUUAGAGAGUUUCUUCUUCAUUUCCUUGGAAGUUUCCGAGCUUGAUUCGGGAGUUUCUUCGUGCUCUGUUUCUCUCUCUAACAUCAGGAUCUGAAAGCUGCAUCGGGAUGUGCUCAAGGACUUGCUAAUUGGUAUUUAGUUUUUAUAAUACAAAGAGUUAAGUGUCUAUCUUCGAGCCAUGCCGGGAUCAGGAAACGAAGAGAUGGAGGUUAAACCCAUUGUACGGCUCUCUAGUAACUAUCCUGCAGGUAUUCCUAUUAAGAAAAGACGCUUUCCCUUAAUCAGGCCUCCAUCACCUCCAGCUGAAGAACCAUCUCCAGUAGAAAGUAAUUCACUACAAAAGGGCCAGUCCAGCCCGUCUCAGGGUUCAACUCUUUCAUAUUCUAGUGUUGGGACAAGUUCUUCAAGUUUAUCUGACGCGGUUAAGAAUCCUGAACCCGAAGAAAGAAAAGAAAGCUCUUGUGUUGCAAAUGAUGAUGUGGUCAGAGGAAAUAACAAUUUUACUAAAGUCAAAGUGGAGGAACCUAGCCUCACAGUUCACCCAAGUUAUUUGGAAAAUGUGAAUGGAAAAGAGAAACUCGUGGUGUCUAAAAUUCCUGUUAAUCAGAUGACAGGGAAAAAUGAGUUGAAUUUUUCACCGACUGAAUCUCUUGGACUUUUAGGGAUGAAUAUGGUUAAGCAAAGUGCUCAUGUGAAGGUUGAUGCAGAAGCAGAAGCGUCCGCUUUACGAGAGAACACUGAGUCAUUGUUAAGUUUGAAAGAGCCUUUUGUUCCAGUUUUGUCAAGCCAUAACAGGAUUGACCAGAAUCAGGAGACCUUAGAACCUAUUUCGCUGAAUUUGUCCUCGAGUAAAGAAAGCAGCAGCAGCAGCAGCCGGUGCAAAAGUGAUGCUGUUGAUAAAUUAAAUGACGGGAAUUCUACUCUUCGUGCAGAUCGGGCAAACUGGGAUCUAAAUACGCCUAUGGAUGCAUGGGAAGGUUCGAGUGAUGUAGCUGUUGGUCAAACAUUAGUUGACGGGAUGGAUGCAGCUGGUCAGACAAAAGUUAUAAAGCCAUCUUCUGGAGUUUCAGUCGCUUCAGAAAAGUGCAGCAAUACAGAGAGUGAGAAUUUAACUAAUCUCUGCAUGUCAUCAAGGCUGUCCAGCGACCAAUUCAAAUUUGACGACUCUCUUCAUUUACGGCUUAGUUCUUGUCUUCGCUAUACUUAUAAGGAACCUUCCAUUUCAACCCUUAAGUUGGAUUCACCCAAGGUUAUUCCUAAUAUUAGCUUAUCUGGAGUUGUUUUACCAAGUAGCAACUUGAAUAAGGUUAAUGUCACGACUGUAAAAUCUGAGCCAGUGGAGGAGAGUACUAAGCUGGAUACAGGAGGAGCUAAACCCUCUAAUGUGGCAAUAUUAAACAGUACAGCAGUGAAGCGAGAAUUUGAUCCAAGAACCAUAAAAUCUGAACCAGCUACUGAGGGUAACAAGGAAACAAUGAAUUCAAAAGAGGGAACAUCGGUGCAAUUGAAUGAAAAGAUGGUAGGUCUGCAACAAUCUUCUGCUACGACUAUGUCUAAAACUGAAGAGAUUACUUGUCCCAUUGGGAGUUCGUUUUCAGCAGAGUACAAAAAUUCUUCUGCUGCCGUUACAUGUAAAGCUGCAGACACUGCUUGCUUGGUUGGGAACUCUUCUUCGACCGAGUCCAAUCAUUCUUCUGCUGCAUCUACGUUUAAAACUGCAGAGAUUGCUUGCCCCGGCAUUAAUUCUUCUUUAUCCACCGAGUUGGCCGGAAAUGGAGAUCCUUUAAAUUCAGGACGGUUUAGUUGUGCUAAUGAGGGCCGUUCUGAGGUACAACAAGAAGCUUGUGAAAGUAGUAGGCAGGUUGCUCCAGAUAUGGGUGCUACAUUAACCAGUGCUGGUAGUAAAGUGGACUCUGGAAGAGCUGAAAAUAGUAAUACCGAUGAUGCAGGGGUAUGUAAAUCAAAAUGUAUGAAUGAUCUACCUCUUCAUUCACGCGGAAAUGGUGAGAGUGCUGUAAGUGAUGAGGAGAAGGUUAAUAUUUCAGCCGAUAUCGAAGUCUCUUAUAGUUCGGAUUACGAAUCAGAUGGUAAUCAUGCUAUUGAUAUGUCUAUUGAUAUGGAAAUUGAUAGUGAAGACGACUAUGAAGAUGGUGAGGUCAGAGAAAAACUUGAACGCACGGUAGUCAAGGAAUCUGCCUGUGAGAAAGGACAAGUGGAACAUACUGAUAACAGUGGUGUUAAUAACGGAGAGAUGCUCAGUGCGGGACUUAACAACAACACUGACCCUAAUUCUUCCCAUGUUGAGGUAAAAGACGCUAAAAUUGAUGCUGCUGAAAUAGAUAAGAAGGGUGGUGAAGAAGCUUUUGAUGCAGUUCAUACUGAUAAAUGUGAGAACGAAUCUGAUAAAACUGUGUGUUUGCAAGAGUCAUCCACUAUUGAAAAUGCACUUGGUGGAGCUUUUAUAAAUGAGAUGAACAAGGCUAUGCUUAGAAGACCUCUUGAUCAGUCGGGGCAGAGAGGUGUCCAGGAAAGCCAAUAUACAGAUUCUGUAAAAGCCGCUAAUGGAGGGGAAGAAACUUUGCAGACUAUCUCACUGGGGACCACUUUGAGUAUGAGUAAAGAUGACCUGCUUCUAAGGAAUGAUACAGCCAUGGUCAAAUUUGCAGAUGGUGAUAAUGCAGCAAGGGACAUUGAUAGCGGAAGUCAUCGUAGCCGGAUCAUAAACUUGCCCCGAUCUUCUGGAUUGUCUUCCCCUGGCAGGACAAGAACAUUUUCUGGCGGUGACAGGCAGUGGUCUAGGGUGGGAAGAGAGAGAUUGCCUUAUAUGGCACUUGAGGGAGAUAAAAUUUAUUCCCGAGGGAGAGAGGACUUUUACGUUGAUGGUGCCCAAAAGUUUUCUAGGGAGAGGCACUAUGAUCAGACAGCUAGGAACUCUAGGAUGAAUUUUCAGCGUGGCAGAGGUAGGAUUAACAGUCGAUCAGACACCUUCCGUGGUGGUCGAGACUCUGAUCGCGAAUUUGCUUCAGAGUUUUAUAACAGUCCAACAGAGUUUCGUGUUCCUAGACAUAAAUUUGCUUCUUCCGUUUCUGAUGCAGACUUUGAAUAUAAUACUUACAAUGUUUCCCAAGAUCUUGCAUUUGUCGGUUCUGGACGAGGAGGGAGGAAGCCUUUAAAUGAUGGAGGACCAUUUGUACGUCGAAUUCCCUCAAGGAGGCGGUCUCCUGGUGUGGCCCGUGGUAUCCAUAUGGUUCGAAGAAUCUCAAGAAAUAUUAGCCCAAAUAGAUGUGUUGGUGAAGAUGGUCCUGAGUUGGGCAGGUUAAAGCGCAAUGAGAAGUUUGUAAGGGGUUUUCCUGAUGAUACUAUAGAUUCCAUGUUCCCACGUCCACAACCUCAAUAUGAGGGCGUAGAUGGUCAUUUUGCCCAGGGUAACAGGAAUUUUCCUUCUGUCCAGAGAAGAGUUAGGCAACGAAUUCGUUCAAAAUCGCCCCUAAAUUCGAGAACUCGGUCGCCCGGGUCGUGGUCUUCCCCUAGGAGGCGAUCCCCAGAAGGGUUUGCUGGACAUCCAGAUUUGACUCAUCGAAGAUCUCCACAAUUUUAUAGGGUGAAUAGGAUGAGAUCACCUGAUCGCCGUUGUUUUGCUGGAGAGGUGGUUAGGAGACCAGAUUUAAGAGAUAUGGAUUCUGGAAGAGACCAUGGGCACCCAGGGUCAGUUAUGCCUAAUAGGAACCCUUCGGAUCGAAUUGUUCUCAGGGACAGAAGAUUUGGUGGUUUGGAUCCUCAAGAAAGGUCAGAAGGUGAUAAUUUUUUUGGGGGUCCUAUGCAUCCUGGUCGUUUACAGGAGCUUGGCGGUGAUGUAAGUGGUGAUGAAAGGAGGUUUGGUGAGAGACGUGGACCUGUCCGUCCAUAUAGGAAUAAUUUUAAUGGUGCUGAUGGUGAGAAUUCUCAUGUUAAUCCAGAGGAGGGUUCUAGGCCUUUGAGGUUCUGCCCAGAUGAUGACGCAGAGUUCCCAGAAAGGGGAAAUUUGACUGAAAGAGAUUUUCAUAGAAGCAUUAAGAAUCGGCCAGGAACUGCACCCAGAAGAAUAAGAAAUAUGGAGGAGCAGGAAGGAAAUUACAGGCAUGGUGGUCAGGUGUGGCACAAUAAUGAUUUUGAUGAUAUCUCACGAGUUAGAAGGAAAAGAUUCUGAAGUGUUUAGCUGUGAGCCUGAGGAUCCAUUUUACACAUCGAAAUAUGGGACUAGUGGACGUAAUUAGUUUAUGUACAUCUGCUCUGGUAAAUUUUACUUGCUAAAAACACAAAGCAAUCGCUGUUUGGUGAGUACAAGUCAUUGCUGAAAUCAGAUGCCAACUCGGGUUUGUGUUGCAUGACGUCCUGGGAAUGGAUGCUUUAUGGCCAAUCAUUAAUUGUUCUGCAGUGUAAAUAGUCUGGUUCUUGCAUCUUAGUUGUUAAAUCAUUAAUGUUAAUGAAGUUUGAUUGACCAAUCCUGUUCGUACUAAUCUGGAUAUUGGAUGCACUUAAUUUUCAUUCUGCAAGUUUUGUACCAUCACAAAGUUUGGUUGUGGCGCUCUACAUUACUGGUGGAGUCAAUUAUGUAAAUUCCUCAGUGGAGAUUCUACUUGAGUUUCUUGAAGAAUGUUCUGCUGUUGGUUUCUGCUUGGUGGACAUUUGCAGUUUUUCUGCCUUGUAGAUACUUUGAGGUGGUGCCUCGUGGACUUGGAGAAGUUAAUCCCAUUUCGUCUUCUGCAGCUAUCAUGGCUUGGAUUCAAUUUGUUGGCCUAAUCUAGAUGCGUUUAGCUUUAUAGUGGUUGAACAGUUACUGUUUAAUAUUUGCUAGCAAACCAUUAUGGAGUCUAAAAUAAAGAUCCUGCGUUGGAGAAUACUUCUGGGAUAUGAAGACAGUUUUGGAAUGGACAGUUGAUAUGCCAGUCAUUGUACAAAAGGAACAUGAGAUUUUGUUUACAAAUGUGGGCAGUUUCCGUGCUUCCUGAAGCUGUUCAGCACAUUGAACUUUUAACUGACGUCUUAAGCGGAAUCUUGAAACUUCGGCUACAGUUUUAUAUCACUAGUGAGCAAAAGGAUGUUGAAAUUAUUAUAGGUAGUUAUCUUUUGUUGCUUGUAGUCUCAGCUUCACUCACAGAUGCUUCAUGUGAUCAAUAAUCUUAAAAAGUGGCCGGUAAUUGCUUUUGAUACCGCCGCUUGUAAUGUGGUUGUUCCAUUGCAUACUCUGAUUUGGAAUUAGCUGCUCAAUUGGGAAUGAUCACUUUUUCGCAUUGUUAUGGAUAAUGGUUCGAUUUCUUUUCCUUUUA
Molecule: messenger RNA, 5349 nt
Organism: Morus notabilis
Lineage: Eukaryota; Viridiplantae; Streptophyta; Magnoliopsida; Rosales; Moraceae
Exons: 5
Coding region: 222-4229 (1335 amino acids)
Source: RefSeq, a predicted model, not a curated record